Messenger RNA from Corticium candelabrum, 3147 nucleotides. RefSeq lists its product as uncharacterized. Gene Ontology annotation, molecular function: protein tyrosine phosphatase activity. The transcript has 12 exons. Gene Ontology annotation, biological process: protein dephosphorylation. The record is from RefSeq and is a predicted model, not a curated record. Bases 101 to 2821 code for a protein of 906 amino acids. NCBI's taxonomy places the organism in Eukaryota, Metazoa, Porifera, Homoscleromorpha, Homosclerophorida, Plakinidae.
UGCAGUAAUUGUUGUGUAGAGAGGGUGGAGCUAAAACCAGAAGUGAAAUCAAGAGCUUCCUCUUGUUUGCGAACUCCUUGCCUGGUUGUCUGCACGGCAAAUGAUGAUGGCAUGCGGAGUUGUACACGGAAUGUGGACGAGAAAUAUGCUUCUCUUGAUCGGCCUACUUGCUACUUGUUCACUAGGAGCUAACACAAGUACAUCAAUAUCUGCUACAGCAACCGCUUUGCAAUACUGCGAGCCGUACUCUUUCACAUGUUCGUCGCUAGUCGCUGCUAGAUUACCAGCAAGUCUUGUUGGUACGUGUACGGUGGCCUCUCUGACAGCGAAUGCUGCAAGCAAAGCUUCAGAGUCAACAGUUACAGACUUCCUAACUGAGAUGAUAGUGUCCAGCCCUAGUUUUGCGACUGCGACAAUGUCAACGACCUCGGCAAACAAACCUACCAACAGUCUAGUGUAUCCAAGCAGCCAGUUGAGUACACGUACUACUAUUGACUUUCUUGAUGUAACAUCGGAAAACAAAACUUUGACUACCGACUUCCUUGAAAUAAUAUUGAGCACUUAUUCUGUUGCUUCUACUCCUCGAGCGACACUCCUGCCCCCCAGAUAUCUCACAUUGGAGUUGAGGGUGUCAUUCGACCAAUUUCUUUAUUGUCAAUUUCUCUCUGAGUUCAACUGUGUGUACAAUCUAUUUGACCCUGAAGAUGUGUUAGUUAGGAACAUACCACAAACUAUGAAUGUGAGGAUCUAUUUGCAGAAUGUUGCCACAAAUGAUCAGUUCAUUGCAAACUUUCUCAUGGUUUGGAAUAAUGAAACCAGAAGACGAGAAGUCUUUAGUUGUUUCAUUCGAAAUCAGAUAAAUGGAUAUCAAUUACAAGAUGAACUUUCAUCAUCAGCAAGACAACUGACAGGCACUCAGUUAUAUACAGCUGUUGCCACUGCAUCAAUAGUCACUGCAUCACUACCUGCUCUAGCCAUACCCACUGUAUCAUAUUUCAGAACACCAACAUCCACUAUGUCAAUCUUGACUGUGUCAGUACCCACUCCACCAAUACCUACUCCAUCAGAAACCUCUUCCAUGUUUAUGCCGUCAACACCAACUAUACCCAAAGCUCGUCCAUCUAAGUAUCUAAAACUGGAGCUGAGAGUGCUGUCAAAUCAAUUUAAGGGAGAGCUUUUCCUGGAGCAGUUUCGAAAGUAUAUAACGUUUCAACCUGAUGAUGUAGUUAUAGAGCCAGUUCCUGACUCUGACAACGAGAUUAGAAUCUUCAUACCUGAUGACGCAGCUAAGAACAGUGAAUUUAUUGACAAUUUUCAACAAGUGUGGGAUAACGCUGCAACAAGAACAACAAUACUUGGUCCUGCUGUCACUGCUCAGAUUAUUGGGUAUGAAGUUGUGACUGAUGAGAGUUCGGUUGGUCUACCUGAUUGGGGUAUUGCUUUGAUUGUCGUAUUUCUCCUAGUUGCAUUUGCUGCUGCAUUCUUUUUCAUAUUUGUGUUCACUCGGUCAAACAAGAAAACAAGACGUAGGCAGAGCAAACGAGGUGGUGUUGCUCCAUCUGAUAGUUUUCAUAUGCAUCGUGUACCACGAAAAGAGAGCACCGAUACACAGAAUAUUAGACGAUUCACAUCUAGGCUGGACAGUGAUUCUCAUCUAACAGUCCGGACAAGACGUCUGGAUGUUGUAGGACUCGGUAAAGCUUUGGAAACAGAAGACCAGCUGAUAUCGGAGUAUCAGAGUAUUCCACCGAUGAUGGCGUCAGAGGAGGACAUUCCACGUGACUGCCAGAACAAGAACAGAUACAACAAUGUGUUACCAUCUCCACACACUCGAGUGCCGCUGUUCCUACGUUUUGGGCAACCAAAUUCAGACUAUAUCAAUGCAAAUUAUGUCAGGGGGUUUGAUAAUUCACAAAAGACAUACAUAGCAACACAAGGGCCAAUAGAAUCAACCAUUGACGAUUUCUGGCGCAUGAUUUGGGAACAGAAUUCCAGGGUCAUUCUAAUGGUGACUGGUUUACAAGAACGAGAUGUGCCAAAAUGUGCUAAAUAUUGGCCUGACGACAAACAGAAAACCCUUUUCUAUGGUGAACUUGAGGUCACAUUUGUCAGUUCUGAAGUCAAAGGCAACUUCACUAAAACAAUAUUUUCUCUGUCACAUAUGGAGAAAGAGGAAGAUCACCAAGUGAGUCACUACUGGUUCACGUCAUGGCCAGACUUUGGGGUGCCAGAAGACCCAUCAGAUCUGACAAGCUACAUUGAGACUGCCAAUGAGAGUAUAACAUCAAGCGUAGGACCUGUUAUUGUUCACUGCAGUGCUGGCAUUGGACGAACUGGAGUACUCAUUGCUGCUCAUAUUGGAAUGCAAGACCUAGAGGCUUCAAAGCAUUGUGAUGUCCUGCAGACAGUGUGGUUGAUGAGACAAGACCGUGGUGGGUCAGUGCAAACCAAAGAUCAGUACAUUUUCAUCUACAUGGUACUUUAUGCAUAUGCAACUUACCUGGAAAGCCUUGACAAACUAAAUCAAGAGGCAAAACAAGAGCCAAUUCUUGGUGCAACCACAAGUGGUUCAACCAAUAAGGAAGACCAUCGUCGACUUCUCUCUGCUAGUAGUGCUACUAGUAGUAAUGAAACAGACUACCCAAUUGACACAGCUGCACAAAUCAACGAAGGACUUGAAGAGCAGUUGCCAACAUCUGUUCCUGACAACAACAAGAGCAGAGGAUCAACCCCAGAUUCGGAAGGAAAACAAAACAGCAGCCAAGCUGCAAGGACAGACACGACCCAUGUAGAAAAGGCUGAUACAUCAGUCUGGUCAUAGCCUAAUAGCUGAGAAUACAUAGUUAUGCAAGUCCAGCACAUUAUCGUUAUCAUUUGCUGACUAGACUACGCAAUGUCAUGUCACCAUUGGAGAAUUACGUAUACAUGAACUUGAUCUAGUGGAACUUGUAGCUGGCAACUUUUCUGUGAAGACACCAUUGGUUUAUGAAGUCUUUAGUAUGGAUUGUGGAAAUAUAAAAUCAUAACAAAAGGGCCCUUUUAUUAAUUUUUCGUCCUUGUAAGAAUUUGAUAUUUGGUGUGUACUGGUUUGUGAGUGUGCAUGCUACGUAGUGCAGAGAGGAACAGUCUUACCCAGUACUAGCCACA